GAUCAUGCUAGGAGGUACAAAAAUUGCCAACAACUUCAAGGAAAAUGAUUCUUUUCCCCUUUUUGAUACAGAAAAGAGCUGUGGCUAUGGCAAACAUAAGAAGCUAUUGCGACCACAGAAGUCAAAAACUACCUUCAACAACACUACUUUUAGUUUGCAAAGUUGUAAUAUGUUGAAUAGAUCACUUGCGGUGGCCUUUCUCCUGAGCAACAUCUACACUGCGCACUGCCGAAAACGACAAGACAUGCAGCAGGCAAGCGAUGGUUACGACUACUUCCAGCAUUAUCCGAAACAGUAUGUUGCGAAGCGAGUAGGGAGGAAGAAUGGCGGAGUCGAUAUGGCAAGAUGAAUAGAAGUGCUGCUGAGAUGUUCUUGGCCUUGAGAUCGAUGGCCCAUUUGUCCAUUGAAGAUCAUCAGAUCAUUCGUUUUCUCUCUCUAUUAAGGCUACCGCUGGAGCACCCUCAACAGGAUCCUUAGCCCUUUUUUCAAGGGGAAAAAGGGCCGAGGGAGGCUCUCAGAGAUGCACGUCGGUACCUCUAACUCUACAUCCACUCAACAUUGUACAUUCAUACAUUCAACCUCCCCAUAAACUCAACUGAACAAUCCAUCCACUGAACCUGCUCAAGCUCAUUCAUACAUUCAACCUUCUUUCUGAACAAGCUCGACGGCGACCCGGACACAAAAGAAGAAUGGAAGACUGUACCUUACUCAGAGGCCUUCGUGGAUAUCACUGGGGAACCCGAAAAUCCAAAAGGUCCAGAACCAGGUUGCGAUACAGUGAUGAAGAUGCUGUACGACGACCAAUAUUUGUACGUCGCGGCGAAGAUGCAGUACGCAGGAAGGCCGAUAAUAGCGAAGUUCGAGGAAGAGAAUGUUAUGGACAACAUAGAGACACAGGAGAGGACAACAUAGAGACACAGGGGCGCACUUUUUUACCUUUUUAAUUUCUGAGAGGUACUACGGCUACAACUGUACAACUUGUAAUUGGACGAGGAAGCUGCAUUGCACAUGCACUACUACUUGCAUUGUUGUACUUCGUCACAACGAACUCCACAUCGUACUACUACUACUUGCAUUGUUGUACUUCGUCACAACGAACUCCACAUCGUACUACUACAACUUGCAUUGUUGUACUACGUCUACGUCACGACAACGAGAGAACGACGAGAGGAGGACUCAACAGACUGCCUAAUCAUAACCACUUCUUCUAAGCAUAACCCAAUCUACCAGAAAGAUUCGGAUUUCGAAGUUUUUGUGGACAUGCAUGGAACCUGCCACGCGUACAAGGAACUAGAGCUGAAUGCCUGGAAUGUCACAUGGAACUUGAUGCUUAUGACACCUGUUUUAGAGAAUGUCACAUGGAACUUGAUGCUUAUGACACAACUUUUAGAAGUAGAAGUACUUAAUCUACUACUUUGCUCACAUGGAAGAAGAGAUGAACAAGGAAUCUGCUCUGCUCACAUGGAAGAGAGAUGAGCCAGAUCUUGUCCUCUGAUGACCAUGACUUGUAGGAGAGAGAAUAUUGCACUCGAGAGGAUAUUGCACUUUCAUUUAGGUCAAUCGCCCUUACGCAGAUGGUGGGGCAGAAUUUUCAGGACGUGUGACAGAGCCGCGGAAUAACAAGACGCAUCCAAAGUACUGGGGUCCGGAAAAGCAAAGAACUUUCACCAAGCUCAGGAAAGGCCAAGUCAAUGGGAAUGCGAGUGAUGUUGCGGAAUAUACCACGGAGAUAGCACUUUCGUGGGCUGAUCUCCUUGAUCGAACACCACAAGGAGGAGGUGCUUCAGGAGUUGUAGUUGCUCAGGACAGUUGUAACAAUAUUGAAGGCUCGACGAGCACGACUACGACACCAGCAGGCACUACUAGUACAAAGCAAGAAUCAUCUUCUUCACAACUGCCACGUUGGAUUCGCAUCAAUUUCUCGCGUGUAGAGGAUCAAGGCGAUAAAAACUGGGUGUGGAGUCCUAUGAUUACGUACGAUGCAAGUAAACGUGAUUUUCGCGGUUUCGUAGACAUGCAUAGACCUGAAGCGUGGGGUUAUGUUUACCUUGAUGAUGCAACGAGUAGUGCAGAGGGCGAUGCGGAUCAUGCAGAGAGCGUGCAGAAUAGUACAUCAGGAUCAUCCACCUCUCCUGUAGCGCAAGGUCCACCUCAAGACCCUUCUUUCCCAGUUCGUUUAGUAGCAGCGCAUUUGUACUACGCACAGCGAGCAUAUAAAGACGCAAGAAAUGGCACUCAUUUCGCGACCUCUUUGUCCGAGUUACGGCCAUAUACGCAUCCUGACGAUGCAUUUCUGGAACCGUUUGAAAUUGAAAUAUUAAGUAGUCUUAGUGGUAGUUUCACGGUGAAAGUAACAGACUUGAAUCGAGGGUGGAAGGCGAGCAUUGACGAAAGUCGUCUCAUGCUUGUGGAGAGUAUACGAAGUGAAUUCACGUGUUAGAUCUAAGGAUGAAUGGAACUCGUAAAAUGGGAAUUUUGGAAUUUCAAACAAAUCCGAAUUAUGACACAGUGGGCAUGAUUGUUGAGUGUUCCGAAAUAAAACCUGUGCUGUUGAAAUGAAGCAGGUACUUAAGUAGGUAAUGUGAUUUCGCUCUUUGGAUGUCGUGACUUUCUUCCAAGAUGUUGGAAUGUACUCCUGAACUGUUCUUGACCUGAUCGAAGUCCCUCUCUUCUUUGAGAAUGCUUGUAGUUCCAAUGGUGGUUUCAAUCUCUGCGAAUGGUAAUCUUUGUUGCCAGGAGAACUAAACUUCUAGUUGUUGUUGAUCAAGGGAACAAAAAUCGAAAGCCUCAGGGCACUUAUCUUCGGACAAUUAAGUACUGAGAAUUAAAAUCAAAUCAAGCGAACAACAACAAGAAGAGGAGUCACAAAUACUUCAU
Molecule: messenger RNA, 2877 nt
Organism: Amoebophrya sp. A25
Lineage: Eukaryota; Dinophyceae; Syndiniales; Amoebophryaceae
Source: the annotation of a GenBank genome assembly